CGCUGCCUAAAGCGAGGCUCAGUGUAUUUAGACGUACUAGACGAAUAGGUUCAUCUAUUCUGGGACUUAUUAAAAAUGCGAAACGAACUUUGCUUUGACCGCGUUCACGGUUUCGCAAAGUCGAUCCUUCUCGGAUGCCUUUUACUGUCGUUGGCGAGUCGUACCUUGGCCCAGGAGGAGGAGACUUUCGAAAAUGCGUUCAGAUUGGAUGGAGCCGAAUGUGUUGAUUCGAAUAUUGCAGAUGCAUCGGUGAAGAAGGCACCGGAAGAGUUAGAGGACCUAACCGACGAUGAAAACGUUUUUGGGGAGAUGGACGAAUGGAAAAAGGAUGAAAUUCCGUUGAACGUCGACGUCGUUUCGGAACCGGAGGACGAAAUCAUGUAUUCUGAAGAUUCGGAGUCACCGAAAGCGAACAGGUACGCGCCCUGUCCAUCAGAUUCAGUUUCUGGUUAUCACUUAACUGAAGCGCGAUUGAACGAAAUCCGUUCGCAGUUUAUGUACUGGUAUUUUGAUAAAGGUGGCGACAACAAUCUAGGCGAUUAUCAAAAACAAAUUCAAUCGUCAACACUUCAGAUACGCAAGAAUUUCAAUUUCCAGCUGCCCUUCUUCGGGUUUAAAUUCAAUUACACCAGAGUAUCUCUGAAUGGUUACUUAGAGUUCAGCGAUCCCCCCGAGCACUACAUUUACCCCCUAGUAUUCCCCGUGAAAAAUUGGCCGAAAGUGAAUGAUCCCAGUUUUAUAGGAAUAUUCUUCAGCAAAUGCCGAAUAGGAAACAUAAGAAGGAGUGAUGUAGACCAAAGACUGCCGGGUGUCUACUUUAGACUCGAGACAAAUCUACAAACGAGGAAAGACCAGUUCGGUGUCGAGCUGCGGGAGCGUUUAAAAUGGGACAUCCGCGAGGGGAUAAUUGGUUCUGAGUCGUUCGAACCGAAACACGCUAUUAUAGUCACGUGGAAGAACGUAUCAUUCGCCGGUGGUAUCGAUAACUCCCUUUACAAGACGAACAGUUUCCAGAUGGUUUUGGCCACAGACGAAGUGUCCACUUACGCCAUUUUCAAUUACUUGAAUAUUCAGUGGACCAGUCACACAGAGGCUGGCGGCGAUGUUGUUGAUGGUGAGGGCGGUGUACCUGCUUUCAUUGGUUUCAACGCUGGCAAUGGCACCCGAAGCUACGAAUACAACCCCUACUCUCAAAGGCCAGCUAUACACGGCUUAACAGGCACAGGUUGGGUAAAUGGUUUCCCAGGGCGUCAUAUGUUCAAGAUAGACGGGAAGUUCAUAUUUUGAUAUCGAUAUAAUUCGAACUUCGAAUAAAGAACACAAAAAAGGGAAUGACAGGGACACCGGGAAUAUUCAUGUGUAACACCUGUAGCAAACUUGCCAUUAUUGAAAUAAUAUUAAUUAUAUAGUUCAUUAUCAAGUAAAUAGUCG
This is a messenger RNA of Nomia melanderi (Alkali bee), 1431 nucleotides long. Its product is annotated as protein mesh. NCBI's taxonomy places the organism in Eukaryota, Metazoa, Arthropoda, Insecta, Hymenoptera, Halictidae. Gene Ontology annotation, biological process: cell-matrix adhesion. The record is from RefSeq and is a predicted model, not a curated record.